Messenger RNA from Suillus subalutaceus, 1320 nucleotides. RefSeq lists its product as uncharacterized. The coding region runs from base 1 to 1320 and encodes 439 amino acids. The transcript has 2 exons. The record is from RefSeq and is a predicted model, not a curated record. NCBI's taxonomy places the organism in Eukaryota, Fungi, Basidiomycota, Agaricomycetes, Boletales, Suillaceae.
AUGCGGGCGGACGAUAUCAGUAGCGCCCAAAAUCAUUCAAACCCUCCGCACGCGGCAUUCCAACUAACAGACCAUACCGCCGAAAUCCUCAGUCGCUUGAACGAGUCUCGAAGCUCCCUAACUUUUUCAAGCGACACCUCGUUGCCUGACCUUGGGCACUCCUCUUCAUCGUCAUCGGCUUCCUUAGCUUCUGCUCGGUCUGUCUCUGACAACGAGGAAGGUCAGGCUUCAAGAGAGUUUUCCCUGGCUUGUCACCUCGCGGACGAUGUUCUCUCUUGUUCACCUUCCAACAUCGGUCUCAUUCCUGAUGUCAACAUGUACAACCUUGCACUGUUUACGAAGUCACCCAGUAUAGGCGUCGAUCCUUCAGCCAUCAUGGGACAGUCACCUGCGUCCCCUCGAGCAUUUCUGUCGCCUCGCCUCACCCCUCGCAAUGUCACCUUCCAUUGCUCUCCGCUGUACAUUCACGAUUCAGUUCCCUCCACUCUUGGCGCGAUGCGGGAAUUGACAUCCGGUCCACCAUCUCGGGAUUGCCCAUCGCCACGUCUAAUCCACGAUAUUGUUACCAUCUUGUCCACUUCUGCAACACAGGAUACUGAACAGCCAGAGCCUAUGCCGGUUAUAUACAAUGAACAGUCACCCUUCGAGCAAUGCGCUCCGCAGAAGAGGGCGUCCCCGAUGAUCAAGAUGGAGACAUUGCCAGAUGCAUCUAUAUUGCGUGUGUUCUCCCCAAAACAAGAGGAACGUUACGUUCUUUCUAGCUGCGACAACUUCUCGUUCCCUUCCUCCAAUAAUGUGUUUUCGCCAAGGCAGAACAAGGUCGAGCCAGAUCGCGGAAUAUACAACGAUCCACAUCCAUCGCCGAUUCUUAACGCGCACAUGGGAAUUGAACUGUCUGAGCUCGCCUUCAGAGCCGAGCGCUAUAGGGCACGCCAUUCUGCACAAGAGAUUGAUCGAGGUUGGUUGAUGCAUUUCGCGGGCAAGUUGAGCGACCGCGGAGAGCUUAUAGAAGAGUUCCGAUGCUACGUCGUUGGGUGUGGCCAGAGGAACAAGCGCCGAGAUCACAUCAUUGUACAUGUCGGGGCUCACGUUGAUCAGCGGCCAUUCGGUUGUUCCAUGUGCCCACAGCGGUUUCUCCGCAAGAACGAAUGCAAACGUCACGAAGCGAGCCAUAGUGGGGUGAGACCCUAUCAUUGCGAAGUUUGUGGGCAGACCUUCGUUCGUCAAGAUUUGCUGAAGAGACACACCAAGCGGACCCAUGGAUUAGAGAAGGGAACUCGCACUGCAGGCUCGCGCCGUAAGAAGGCGAGGACUGAGUGA